Messenger RNA from Colossoma macropomum (tambaqui), 4927 nucleotides. RefSeq names its product MORC family CW-type zinc finger 3a (gene morc3a). The transcript has 19 exons. Bases 43 to 3438 code for a protein of 1131 amino acids. Gene Ontology annotation, cellular component: nucleus; PML body. Gene Ontology annotation, molecular function: ATP hydrolysis activity; zinc ion binding. NCBI's taxonomy places the organism in Eukaryota, Metazoa, Chordata, Actinopteri, Characiformes, Serrasalmidae. The record is from RefSeq and is a predicted model, not a curated record.
UGGGCCUACUGCGCAUGCUCAUCCCUCCGCUGCUCUACAAAGAUGGCGGCCCAAACAGACAGAGGAAUUCCUUUAAGUGCGCUUUGCCCAAAGUUCCUGCACACAAACUCCACCAGCCACACAUGGCCCUUCAGCGCUGUUGCUGAACUGAUUGACAAUGCUUAUGACCCAGAUGUCAAGGCCAGGCAGUUCUGGAUUGAUAAAACAAUAAUAAAAGGAGAGGACUGCCUCAUCUUCAUGGAUAAUGGAGCAGGCAUGGAGUAUGACAAAAUGCACAAAAUGCUCAGUUUUGGCUUCAGUGAUAAGCAGACAAUAAAUGGCCAUGUUCCUGUGGGUCUCUACGGUAACGGUUUUAAGUCUGGCUCCAUGCGCUUGGGGAAGGAUGCCAUCGUGUUCUCGAAGAAAGCUGGCACCAUGUGUGUGGGGAUGCUGUCACAGACAUACCUGCAGAAAAUAGGAGCAGAGAACGUCAUAGUGCCUAUCGUGAGAUUCAAGUCUGUUGGCCAGACCAUCUGUCCUGAGCCUGAGCAUGUGGCGAGUCUGCAGGAUAUCUUGCGCCACUCCCUGUUUCAGACUGAGGAUGAGCUUCAUUCUGAGCUCAAAGCCAUCGACAACUGCUCUGCCAGCUCCACAGGAACCCGCAUCAUCAUUUGGAGCCUCCGCAAAACACCGUUGAAUACAUCAGAAUUUGACUUUGAGCAUGACCGAUAUGACAUCAGGAUUCCAGCUGAAGUAUAUGAAAGCACGAAGGAGCAAAACAAACGGCUGGAAUGUGGCAUACAGUCGGCACCUGAGAGUACCUGCUCUCUACGAGCGUACUGCAGCAUCCUCUAUCUGAAGCCCAGAAUGCAGAUUAUCAUUCGAGGACAGAAGGUCAAGACUCAGCUCAUCUCCAAAAGUCUAGCACACAUAGUUAAAGACUCAUACAAACCCCAAUUCCUUAGUAAGCACAUUUCAAUCACCUUUGGCUACAACACCAAGAGCAAAGAGCAGUACGGCAUCAUGAUGUACCACAAAAACCGACUCAUCAAAGCAUACGAGCGCGUUGGCUGCCAGCUCAAGGCCAACAGCAUUGGUGUGGGAGUCAUUGGGGUGAUAGUGUGUGACUUUCUCCAGCCAACUCACAAUAAACAAGACUUUGACUCCACAGAUGAGUACAGGAAAACUAUGUACAAUGUCGGUGUUAAGCUUGAAGAAUACUGGAAAGAGGUCCGUCAUAGACUCAAAAGCACUGUCCCUGUUGAGGAUAUUGUGAAGCGACCGGACCAAAACUGGGCGCAGUGUGACGGCUGUCUGAAGUGGAGGAAACUUCCAGAUGGCAUAGAUACUGACAAGCUGCCUGACAAAUGGUUCUGCCACUUGAACCCUGACCCCCAGUUCAGGAGUUGUACAGCUGAGGAAGAGCGCGAAGACUCUGAUGAUGAGCAACCCAGAUAUCAAAAGACCUACAAACAGCAUGAAAGAAAUAAGAGGUUGCAGCAAGAGAAGAACAGACAGCAGUUGGAAGAGGAAAAGAAAAGGACAGAGGAGAAGAAGAUCUUGGCACUAAAAGAGCAGAAUGCCGCAUUGAUGAGGAAACAGCAGGCCCUAGAACACCAGCUCAGAUUCUCAGCCCCUUCUUCACCCAAAUCACCUGCACAGGCCACUCCCAGCUCCUCACGUAAUGCCAGUCCUUCCACACGUGCAGGCUCCAGACCUUCUGAUAACAUGCCUAUCAUCUCUAAUGUAAUUUCUCUCUCAACUACUCCAACAAGGAUUAAGAGAGGCUUGGGCCCUUGCAGGGAGAAUGUAGUGAAAAAGCCAAGAAUGAGGAACGGUCUAUGCAGCAACACACCAGACAGCCCUUCAACGAGGACAGCCUCACCACAGGCCUGUUCAUCACCGACCAUAAAUGAUGAGGGUAAAGAAGUACCAAAGAAUGAUGAAAAUGAUGACAUUGUCAUCCUUGAGAGCUGCAGCACACCUAGGCCUAAUCCGUCAACGUUUGACCUCUCUAAGGUGAAGUCAGAGCGCAGGUCGAGUUUGGACAUGCAAACACACAUGGAGCAUAAUGACAGCAUUGCCAUGGAAACUUCAGUGGCCAUGGAGAAUCCUACAGCGACUACUUCUUCCACUCAUACCAAACAUGUUAAUAUCACAACCCAGACUGAGCAAAUACGAGCAGUGAAAGAGGAAGUAGAGGAUUCCAGAGGAAAGAAAGAAUCAGAGAAGAGUAAGAGAGGAGAGAGAGAUGAAAAGGUGUCAGAAAUAGAACAAGGGCUCUCAACUUUGGAGAGAAUAAACAAUCAAGAACCAGAGGAAAUAGAGUCUAUGCAGGUAUCAUUAAGUGCCCAAUCAAAGAGUGUAACAAGUGAAAGUAACAAAAGCGAAAGUAAGUGUGUUACAACUGAGCAGAUGCUGGUGAAGUCAGAGGGUGAGCCAGAUGGUGGGGAAUUAAGCACAGAGCCAGAAGUGGAGGCAGGGGAGAAGUCAGCGACACUUAAGGACCCAUAUCUGAUCCCCUUAGACAGAGAUCAUCUCUCAGUGCUGGAAGCCCAGCAGCAGCAGGACAAACUGCUGGAGCUCCUUGAAGUUGCCUCCCGGGAACGGGAUGAGAGCCGGACGCGUGCGCAGCUCCUUACCUCCCAGGUGGAAGAGCUCCAGAGCAGUCUGCUGGAGAUCACCGAGAAAACGCUGAAGAAGGAGCAGUGCCAGCAGGGCACGCAAACGUCCGUAGCAGAAGAGGAGCAGGACUACAAGGCACUUUAUCUGCAGGCCAAGGAGGAGACGAUGCAGCUGCAACGCGAACUGGACCAACUGAAGAGGGAGAGAGCAGAGUAUGAGGCCCAGGCGGAAGUGGCCAAGAAGGCAGAAGCCCAGAGUGGAGUGGAGAACAGAGCGCAAAGCAAAGAAGGUGUAGCAAGAUCGGGCAUGUUUGACAAUGUGGACGAUGAGCUGGCUUGUCAGAUGGACCUUCUACUGAGGGAACUGGAUGACAGAAACAAAGAACGAGAAGAGCUAAAGAAGAAGCUGGACAGGCUAGAGGACGAGAAGAACACGUUGUUGACUUGCUGUGAAAACCUAAGGAAGGACAUAAAAAAAGAAAGUGAAGAGGCAGAGGUAAGCGUGGAAGAGCGAGGGGCACAGACAGAAUUCCCUAAUCCACCACCAGAGGAGAGUGAAGCAGGCUCAGCAGGAUCCUCCAACCCAAGAAGGGUCUCAACAUGUGGGACCAAUCAAAAUGAGACACAGGAAAGACCAAAGAGAGAGCCGGGCCAAGAAGACACGGACACACUGACAUGCAGGUUAAGGGAACUCAGACAAAGGGUCGGUCGUCUUCUGGUCACCUUCGUUCCUGCUCUGGACCUUGAGCAGGUGAACUACGAUUGCGAGGUCAUUGAUGAGAUUCUUGGUCAAGUUAUAGACGAAAUCUCCUGCCCCAAGGCAGCCAUUUCAUAGAACACGCAUUUCCAGCAAAGCAGAUCUCCUAAAGCACAUUCUUGGCUUGGUUUGUUAAUGCUGAGAGAUUCAAGUGCAAACACAGGUUCUUAUUAUGCCAAGUUCUUACCUUGUGAUUGAAUGUCUGUCAUACUUGACAAGAUACCUCAUUGGUUUGCAUGCAGGUCAGCUUUUUGCAGCUUAGAAAACUAGUGCCAAUUUGACACUUAAACACACAACUGAGCUAGAAGGUUUAAUUUAAGAUAAUGUUGUUCAGCUCAACUCGGCACUGUCUCAAGUUGAACCCAAAAUAAUCAUGCCACAAAUCCAGCCUUGUGUUAUGCCCCUAUGGGAAGGUAUAUGUAGAUGGGACCUGACUUUAUUUCAAGUACAUUUACCCUGCUUUAUUGUUUUUUUUCCCUUUCCAGAAUGUUUAAAAAUGACUACUGAAUGUAUGUUUAUGUACCUAUACAACAAUCCUAAAACUUUUUGUGAUGGUUUGCUACAUUUAGUUCGGCCUCUACUGCUUACUGUUGUUUUUGGCAUACAGGUUUUAAGCUUCCACAGCAGUAUUUUUGUUGUCAUUCUUUUUUUCCAGUCAAGUUUAUGCAUUGGUAAAGGAUGAUACUGCUCACUGCGUUGAGCAGACUGAAACAGAGUGGAGUAAUGCUAAAAUGCAGAGUUUUAGGAUUCUUGUAUUAGGGAACAUAUUAACAGUGUAUAAUUGUGCAUAUGCAUUAAUAGUUUUGAUAUGCAAAUUUAUGCUGUUGUUAUUUUUUGGUAUUAUAGUUUGAAUCAUUGUAAUCUGACAUUGUCAGAAAUGUCUUUGAUUUUAAAGGAUUCUGGGGAUCAACUGUACUCCUAUUUUUGUGUUUUCAGUGCUCUAACAUAUAUGAUUUAGCUAAUGGGUUUGACCUUGUACCUGAUGAGUUGAGUCAUGUGUGGCAGGCGCUGAUUUAGAGUGCAUCUUUACUGCACUGAAUGUGUUCUGUGUACAGUUUGUACAUUUUCUACAGUGUUAAGACUAUACAGUGUGGUGUACUGAUUUACCGUCUGUAAAUAUGUUCUACGCUAAAACUGAGUCUUCCAUUUUUAUAUUCAUUAGUGUGGAAAGAUCAUAUCAAUGGUAAUAAAAAGGGGUUCUAUUCAUUAUUAAGCUUUAAGACAACAUUGUGUAAAUUGACUACAUGAAAGUACUGCAUGAAUUGAACUUCAUCGUUGUAGCUUUUGCUGUUGAAAUUUUUUUUAAGUAAUAUAAAUAUUAUCCUUACAGAGACUUCUUAAAAAUAUAUUUUAAUACAGUAUAAUACUUUUUUCAUGUUUGGUAUGUUCUUGUUGUGCAUAUAAUUUGGGGAAAGUAUUCUUGUUUAGUUAAAUUAAUGUUUUAAUUUGUGAGAAAACAUCAUUGCACAAAAUGCUGUUUAUUGUAAUUGAUCAUUCUUUUUUAUUGUUAAAGUGCAAGCUUGUGUCAUUUUUCUAACUGCUCCCUGCAAUAAAUAUUCAAAUGUUC